CUUAACACCAGCAAUAGACACGUUUAGGGUGCAUGUGGGGUUAGUUCGGGGGCCAAAAUGUAUCAAUAUGUCGUCAUUGUUAACGUCACGGGUUCUAAACUGAGACUGUUACGUCAUCAGGGUAAUUCCGCGACAGGUAAAUCCCAGAGCACACACGCAUGUAACGUUACUUCCUUAGGUUCCCGACAGCAUGCAGGCAUUAUAUUGCCACCUAGCGGCUUUGUUAGUUACUGUAGGGGAACUUCCCCUAUUAAAAGAUAUGUACGAUUUUACCUUUACACAUGAAAAGAAGAUUACCAGCAUAGGAAAAAUUAAAGGUUGUCUCUUACGUUAUAGAAUGGCUUCAGGAGAGGGUGACACCAGGCUAGGGAAUAGCCAGGAAUCACGGGAAGGCUCUGACAGUUCAACGACGGACAUGGGCAUGGCAGAACAGCUACAGGAGGGCUGCAGGGCCCUGCAGACAGGGGACCUGGACACGGCAGAACAACGCUUUGCUGCUGCACUCAAGUCUGUCCAUGUCAAAGAUUCAAACUCAGAUCAACACUGCAAAGAGGCAGAGCCCUUGUUCAAGUUGGGUGAAGUCUACCUGAAGAAAGGAAUGCAGUCAAGAGAUGGAGGAGAUUUCACCAAGGCUGCAGCUCUCUGUAAUGCAGCACUGGUCAGAGCAAGGGCAGACGAUAGAGACGAUGGCAUUAAACAAAUAAUCCUAGAAAUAACCAGGUCGUUUAUUAAGCACGUGCUGAAUCAAGAACAAACUAUGGACAUCGGAGACGCAGAGAAACACAAAUUGUUGCUGAAAGAAGACCGAGACUUCGUAGAAAGAGAGAUGAAAAGAAUUGAACAACAGGUAGACCCUUACAGCCUUGAUGAUGACGACCCGAAGAUAAGAGAAGUGGAGAAGAAGAGAGCGGAAGAAAUCAGAGCCUUGUUUGAGACAAUUGUUGACAAGCGAAGAGCGUUCAUUUCCAGCCUUGUAGAUGAAUGUAUGGAGGUAAUGGGUCCCCCUCCCUGUAAGUACGCCAUGAUAGGUUUGGGUUCACAAGCCACAGGAUUGGUAACUCCGUACUCUGAUCUGGAAUUCGCCAUUUUGGUAGAAGAGGAAACAUACGAUAAUGUCAGCUAUUUCCGUAAUCUUACUCAUUACUUGCAUCUCAAAGUCAUCAACCUGGGAGAAACCAUUCUUCCGGCCAUGGCGAUCAAAUCGCUCAAUGACUUCUCCUCAGACGACCAGCUGGACAACUGGUUCUACGACUCUGUCACACCGCGCGGGUUUGCGUUAGAUGGAGCCAUGCCGCAUGCCUGCAAGACUCCACUGGGCAGGGAUACAACAGCUGAACUUAUUCGAUCCCCAUGCAGCAUGGCUAAAGUUCUUAGAGAUGAUGUCACGCAACAUCUUAAGAAAGGCUACCACCUGGCGGCCAUCUUAGGGAACGUUUGCUUGGUUACUGGACAACAGAACUUAGUUGAUGAAUAUUUGUCUCUUUGUGGUCAGCAACUUCAGAAAGAGGAGGGAAAAGUUCUACUCCGUAUGACGGAGGCAAUGUUGAGUGAGAAUACUCAAACCUUCAUAAACCUGGCUCCGGUAGCCAGGCUUUUGGAUGUGAAGAAAGAAAUGUACCGGUUCUCAAGCCUUGUCGUCUCUUGCUGGGCGUUACUGCGCAACAUACAGCCGACGUCAAUCUGGGAGACCAUAGAGAAGAUGCACAAGAACGGAGUCAUCAGCAGUGAGAACGCGCAUCACCUGAUGGUGCUGGUCAGCAUCUCAGCAGAACUGAGGCUGCGGACAUACAUGAACAACCGUGGGCAGGUGGAGAACAUGUCAGCCUUAUCGUCUAUGUCGACAGACACGGAUAUCGGGGAAAACCUGCAGAAAGUCUUCUUCUUCUCAAAUGCAAAGCAGCUCCUGAGGUACUACAACACAGCAGGGCCAUUAAGGGACUUUAUGUCAAAUCAAUUUUUCAAUUCAAUUUUUUCAACACAAUUAAAAGAGAGGCAGGUACAGAAUGAGCCAUCAGUUCUCUUUGACAAUUCUCCGAAACUAAAGGCAGCAGUAUACGAAAGUCUGUGUGAUUACAAAUCAUCAAGGACGUACAGGGAAGAGGCACUACAGAAAGAUAUAGCAACACAUGGCGAAAACACUCCACAUCUUGACAUUGCCCGCUCACUAAAUGAUCUGGGUACCGCCUGUCAAAAUCUUGGUGACAAUAGAAAAGCAGUUAGCUAUCAUGAACAGUCACUUAAGAUGAGACAGACUAUAUAUGGGGAGAAUAAGGCACAUCCUGACAUUGCCGCAUCGCUCAACAACUUAGCCAACACGUGGAGUGACCUCGGUGAUCACAGAAAGGCCGCAUGUUAUCACGAACAAUCACUGAAUAUGAAGCGAACUAUCUACGGUGAAGACACUGCACAUCCUGGCAUUUACACAUCCCUCAACAACUUAGGGAAUGAGUUGAGGGACCUUGGAGAUUAUAGAAAUGCUGUCAGCUAUUAUGAACAGUCCAUGCAGAUGAUGCAGACUAUCCAUGGGAAGGGCACUGCACAUCCCGACAUUGCCCAGUUACUUAGCAACUUGGGUGUCAGCUGGGCCAGUUUGGGCGACUACAGAACGGCCGUCAGCUACUUUGAACAGUCAUUGCAGAUGAAGCGAAAUAUCUAUGGUGAAAGUGCUGCACACCCUGACACUGCCCUAACGCUUAACAACAUGGGGAAUGCAUGGAAGGAACUUCGUGAUUUCACAAAGGCCGUUAAAUAUUAUGAGCGAUCGCUUCAGAUGAGGCAACGUGUCUAUGGUGAGAACACUCCACAUCCUGACGUUACGCAAUCACUUACGAACCUGGGUGCUGCCUGGAGCGACCUUGGUGAUCACAAGAAGGCCGUCAAAUAUCACGAACAGGCACUACAGAUGAUGCAAAGUAUAUACGGAGAAAGCACUGCGCACUCUUAUAUCGCCGCGGCGUUGGACAACCUGGGUUUAGCUUGGGGCAAACUUGAUGAUCCGAGAAAGGCCGUCAGCUAUCAUGAGCAGUCUCUACAAAUGCGGAGGACUAUCCAUGAUGACAAGGCUCAUGAUGACAUUUCAACGUCCCUCAACAACUUGGGUAACGCUUGGAUGAAAUCAGAUAAGAGAAAAGCAAUCGAACUCUACGAACAGUCACUACAGAUGGCGCGGAGCAUCUAUGGCGGGAGCACUGCACAUCCUGCCACAGCGAUUGUACUGGACAACUUAGGGGACGCUUGGAGUGCUCUUGGUGAUCACGAGAAGGCCGUCAGCUAUUAUGAGGAGUCGCUGAAGAUGAAGCGGAGCAUCUAUGGGGAGGACACUACACAUCCUAGUAUUGCUAGAUCACUUAAAAGCUUGGCUAUCGCCUUGAUGGAACUUGGAGAUUUAGAAAGAGGCCUAAGCUAUAUCGUUCAGGCAUUAGAGAUGUAAUGUAGUUACCAACUUUAAACUUUGGAUAUACAGGCUUUUCAAUUGACGUCAUCUGCGCCAUGUUGGAUUACAGCGUACGUCUGUAAACCACUUAAGCAACUUCCGUAAAUGAUUUCAUCAGGUUGGUAAUUAUUACCCACAUAGUAAUGUUCUUUUAACCACAACCAGGGAGUACUUACUUCCAACGUUUCGAUGUCUGCCAGACACCAUUAUCAGGGUUAGAAUGGCUGGAUCUGCUUCUCGCUGCUAUUUAUAGCCAAUGAGAGGGGAUACCAACCGAUUCACGUUUGGGACGGUAUUCUCGCUGCUGCAGCGCCACCUACAUCGGCUAUAAGUAGCAGCGAGAAGCAGAUCCAGCCAUUCUAACCCUGAUGGUGUCUGACAGACAUCGAAACGUUGAAGUGAGUACUACCUUACGGCGAUGAAGGUUAGUAUCAAGGUAGUGAGUACUAACUUGUUGGUUGUUUAAAAGAACCUUACUAUAUGAAUAAUCAACUUCGUCAUACAACAUUAGAGAGUGAGAGCACAGCUCCCUUGUUCCUCUGUGUUCUACAAAAGACAACAAUUUCGUGGUUUCAAAAGAACAAGUAGUUUAAUACAUGUAUGUACAACUUUCUUUCUUCACAUAACCCGACCGUUGGGCUGGGCAUUGGGAAAUACAGUGUGGUACAACUCCUUCCUUCCUACCGAUCCAACAUGUACAAAUACACAACUUCAGUGGCAUGUGUCGUCCCUUUUCUGAAUUUUCCUACAAUCUUUAAGGAUCAGAAGGAUUGCUAAGAAAGUCGUUUGUAGAAUCUUUCUUUACAAAGUUUCUCAAACGUUGCGACCAAUAUACAGACCUGCAUUGUGAUUUCGAAGUGCGCCCCCUACCGUUUAUACAUGUGGUGCAGCUGUGUUCUUGCUACCAGAACUAUUUACUGCUGAAAUGUCAUUGGCAGAUUUCAAAGUAUUCUGGCAGCCAAUCAGAUGCAAGAGAUAUGGAGAUGAAUGAACCAAUCACUUGUGUUUUGCAUGGGAAAGUAACAAGUUCUGUGAUUGGUCAGUUGUUGUCAGGAAGGUGAUCUACUGUCACAACUAGCCAAUCACAGCCUUUUUACUAUCAGUAAUGUGGCAUUUACCUGAUGGGAUGCUGCAUAUAACCUUUUUCUUGCUGACUAAACAUAUAUUUGUUGUCCUAGCAACCACAUUUCACGAAUAUACAUUUUUUUGUCUUCAAGUUCUGGUCCAAAGAAAAUGACUGCCAAGAAAAUGUCGCCAGCUUUCCGAACAGUUUUUACAACUUUAAUUCUGAUCUCUGCACAAAUCAAAUUGUUCUUGAAAAACAUUUCUGCCCCACCCCUCCAAUAUCUAGAUGGUACAUUCUGUGAUGCUGUGGCUGAUGGCAAAAGACAAGGCUAAGGAAUACUCCAUUUAAGCUGUAGGGGUUGAAAAGACGUUUCUGUUAACAAAAUUGAAUCUCACAAGAAUUACUGUGCUAUGUCUUGUACUGAUGGAGGGUAUUGUCCAGUAUUUCAAACAGAUGCCAUUUUGGAGCAAGACUACUACAUGUAUUUUGUGGGCUGGACUGAUCUCUAGAGUGACCUAAACUAUACUUGCAUUUCAUACAUAAAAUUUUUGGUCAGCUCAUUUGUGAAAUCAGCUGACGAAUCAGGACAGCACUGAAGAUGUACAACUUUGCCCUUAUCAGGUCAAAGGUUAAAUGGUACAAAAAUGAGGCACAUUCGCCCCAACAUACUGACAAUGACCUUUAACCCUUAACCCCUAGUAAGCACGUGUGCCCUUGCACAAGUUCGCUGCUCUCUAACUCCUGUAUGUUGCGACCCAACACGCCUGCGUACCAGGCUAUCCACAAGGCCUGCUACCAGCCUAACAAACUGUACAUCAAUUGUACAAUUUCAGCUUUGUUCCAACACAAGGAAAACACCAUCAAUUGAUCUCUCCAAUCUUCAUCAGACGUCUGAUUCACUGUACUAACUUUACCGCAACUAUAACUGUGAAGGAGGUAGUCUUCAUCAGAGCCCACCAACCUUCUCUGAACCGUGAUGAUUCUGUCUUCCCACCCCCUUUGAUUCACUGCUGACAUCAUCACCCUUCGGGUUUCUAGAAAGUCAGCACAGAGACUCAAACAUCUGAUGAAGGUCGGCGAGAUUGACGGAAAAUUUAUCGUGAUCAUCUCCUCUGUGUUCGAACAAAGCUCAAAUUGUACAACUAUGGAUUCUACAGACACGGAUAUCUGAGUCUUUAACCGUGAGAACUGUACAUCAAUUGUGGAUCUUGAUGGCUUUCUCUGUGUACAUGUACGGCCGCGAUCUC
This is a messenger RNA of Branchiostoma floridae (Florida lancelet), 5746 nucleotides long. RefSeq lists its product as uncharacterized. The transcript has 3 exons. NCBI's taxonomy places the organism in Eukaryota, Metazoa, Chordata, Leptocardii, Amphioxiformes, Branchiostomatidae. The coding region runs from base 191 to 3430 and encodes 1079 amino acids. Gene Ontology annotation, molecular function: [protein-PII] uridylyltransferase activity; protein binding. The record is from RefSeq and is a predicted model, not a curated record.